Molecule: messenger RNA, 2015 nt
Organism: Lolium rigidum
Lineage: Eukaryota; Viridiplantae; Streptophyta; Magnoliopsida; Poales; Poaceae
Exons: 6
Coding region: 93-1733 (546 amino acids)
Biological process (GO): protein transport
Source: RefSeq, a predicted model, not a curated record
CGCUACUCAGAUCGACAAACCCCACGCGCGUCCUCCACUCGAUCAAGCAACCCCACUCCACCUUACCGAUCGAUCGGGACCCCGGCGGCGCCAUGUCGAUGCUGGACGCCUUCUUCGGCAAGGGCGGGGGCGGCGGCGCCUUCCGCGGCGCCAAGUGCAAGACGCUGCUCAAGCUGUCCAUCCCGCGGAUAAAGCUGCUGCGGAACCGGAGGGAGCUGCAGCUGCGCCAGAUGCGCCGGGACAUCGCCAAGCUCCUCGAGGCCGGCCAGGAGGCCACCGCCAGAAUCAGGGUGGAGCACAUCAUCCGGGAGGAGAACAUGAUGGCGGCGCAGGAGAUCCUUGAGCUCUUCUGCGAGCUCGUCUCCGUCCGCCUGCCCAUCAUCGAGGCGCAAAAGGAGUGCCCUAUAGAUCUCAAGGAGGCGAUAUCCAGCAUCUGUUUUGCUGCUCCAAGAUGUUCAGAUUUGCCUGAACUGAUCCAAGUCCAGAUGAUGUUUGCCACAAAGUAUGGGAAAGAAUUUGUUGCUGCAGCUGCAGAGCUUAUGCCUGAUUGUGGGGUCAACCGGCAGAUAAUUGAACUGCUUUCUAUCCGUCCUCCUCCGGUUGAAGUGAAGAUGAAACUCCUGAAGGAGAUUGCUGAGGAGCACGAGAUCGAUUGGGAUCCUUCAGAAACAGAGACAGAAUAUCUUAAACCCCAUGAAGAUCUGUUGAAUGGACCUACCUACUUCAGUGGCUCAACGCUUCCUCUUCCAAAGGAGAAACAUGAGGAGACAGUAGCUACAAGUGCUGCGGUCCAAUCUAAUGAAGACGAUGAGUCUGAUGGCGGUUUUGAUGAGCUGGAUUUGCCUGAAGUUCCAAAAGCAGUAAUUCGCCCGGUUUCUGAUACUCCAUCAACCCCAGAUAUUGGUCCACAUGUGCAAAGCUCCCAGUCGGCUCCUCAUGAAUUCUCAAACCCGUCUGCUCAUGAAUUCUCAAACCCGUCUGCUCAUGAAUUCUCAAACCCGUCUGCUCAUGAAUUCUCAACCCCGUCUGCUCAUGAAUUCUCAAACCCGUCCGACUUGGAAGAGAAUCCAACAGCUGAUGCUACCUUCUAUAAUAACCUGAAAAGUUCACAGCCCCCUGUUUCAGCACCAUUUGCUCAGCCAAGUAUGCCAGCUCUCCCAAAUGAAAAGAAGCAAUUUGUUCCUUUUGCCUCUCCCCCACCAUUUGCUUCUGCUUCUUCAAUGGAGAGCAAUGACUCGAUUCCCUUAAAUUCUCCAACACCUGCAUUGAAGCCAACAGAGCCAGAAUUCUACACAAGGACAAUUGAUGAAGUGGUGACCCCUCCCCAAACACUUAACGAUUUUAACAUGUUCUCGAAGCAUUCAGAGCAGGUGCACUCGGCAUCUCCCAAAGAGAGCAGGCAAAAUAUUGAUUUGGAUGACGUGCUUUCAGCUGCCCAAACUGCUGCUGAUUCAGCAGAGCGAGCUGCAUCGGCAGCCCGUGCUGCAGCAAACCUUGCGCAACUGCGUAUUGCCGAUCUAAAGAAGAACAGUAGGGCUUAUGAGAACUACAACGAUGGUAGCGACAAGGAAAGUCAUCAUCAAACUGAGGUGACACAGAAACCAGCAUUUGAUCAUCAGGACUCCUUUUCCAAUGACAUGCAGGGUUAUGCACCUUCUCAUGUGCCUCAGAGAUCGCCAUCGUUGGAGGACGAUCCAUUCUCCUACCCCAACCUUUUCUCAUCGAAGCCUUGAGUGCUAGUUGUCUGCAUAUUAGCUCUCCCGCAUAGUUUGAUGUCUUGGGUGUGAUGUCUGUGAAGCCUUGUUUGGACCCUUAGUGUUUGGCUAUUUUCUCGGAAAUUUCUGUGUAUGCUGAGUUGAUGCGGAAAAAGGAGGCACCAGCAGUUUUACUAGGUUAAUGCCAUUUCUUGUUCACUGUCUGUAAAUUGUAAAUGCUUGGUUGUUGUAUGGAAUUUCGGAGAUCUCAGACCUCUACAGGAAAUAAAAUCUGAACACAAGUGAAUGUGUUUUAAGAUC